Microdochium trichocladiopsis is the source of this 3301-nucleotide messenger RNA. RefSeq lists its product as uncharacterized. The coding region runs from base 195 to 3014 and encodes 939 amino acids. The transcript is spliced from 6 exons. The record is from RefSeq and is a predicted model, not a curated record. Lineage: Eukaryota; Fungi; Ascomycota; Sordariomycetes; Xylariales; Microdochiaceae.
GCCGACGCGUCUCCGUCCGCAAUUGCAGAUCCUCGACGGCAACCUUACAACGACAACCGACACUGACAACUCGGCAUAGCAUCGAAUAGUGUCGAGAAUAGCCAGACGCUACUGCGCUGCGAGGCACGCAUUCGAAAUCCCUGCGUAUGCCUCCAUAAUCGCGACUGAGAUACUCUAAGGAUAUAUCCGCCAGCAUGGCGUCCGCUCGUGAGGAUCGCAUGCAGUCGCGCAUGCGCGGGGCAGGACGUCACGUCGUCCAAGACGACUCGUUCGGUUUCGUCCUCCCUGCUGCCGAAGACCUCUCUCCCGACUCUCGGGCCGCAGCGAACCUUCCUGCGCCGUCAGAAAAACAGGAUACACUACCGCCACCACCGCCUGCUCCAGCAACAGAUGUGGACAGCGUCCUGCCCGACGCUCCCGCAGCCCGUGAGGGGCGCAUGCAGUCGCGCUUGCGUGGGGCCGGCCGGCAUCAAGUAGCAGACGACGCAUUCGGCCUCGUGCUCCCAGUUGCCGCAGAGGAGCCGCCGUCUGAGUCCGCCGACACCGUCCUGCCCGACGCACCCGCCGCGGUCCGCGCCGGACCCAACACCUCCGCCAAGCGACGACGACUCAACGGCACGAACAACAACAACAACAACAACAAUAACAACCCUGGCGCGCUCCCAUCGUCGUCCUCAAGCCCCCGACAGCCAUCGAGCGCAUCUAGGACAUCGCCCCGGCUUCGGAGGGUGAACAACAAUGCCGCUGUGGCCGUCAGUGGCACUGCAGCCCUGACGAGGGGAAAUAACCCGCUCAACUCGAGCGCGACCAAGGCCUUGUCCCAGCUUAGUCUGCAGGGACACAGUGCCGAGGAAACACCUGGAGCAACGGCCGCCCUGGCAGCACUGUCAGUGCAGGAUGGACCUGCGGGUAACGACGACGAUGUGGACGAGGAGAUGGACCUGCCGCCGGCCACGAAGCCAGCCAGAAGGCCGAACGGCACAAAAGCAGCAGCAGCUCUCUUGCGGUCAUCACCCAGUUCGGACCCCACGCAGCGCACCGAAGAAGUCGUCGGCGAGAGUCCCCUCGACGCACCGGGGAGCGGUCGCAGGCAGCGCGUGAGGCAGCAGCUCGACCAGGUCGCCAGCCAGAGCGCGCGGCUACAGCGUGCUGUCAUGGAGGCCGAUGCGCGGCGGACCGGGGAUGGUGCUGCCGCGGCGGGAGGUUUCGAGCCUGCCACGUCGUCCCCGCUUGCGCGCAAGACACGGAAGAGCACGGCUGGCGCGUCGCAGCAGCAGACCAACCCCCGAACAGGCAAGACUGCGACGACGACGACGAGGGCGAGGACGGCGGCACAGCUUUCAUCAAGUCCAGGCGAUGGCGGUAUCGUGGAUCCGCUGUCAUCGGAUCCAGCUCCAGCCGGUACUCCGGGGGCUGGCGCGCAGUCAUCUUCGCCCAGCACGCGGUCCCAGACGAGGCGUACGGCUGCGGCGGGCGCGAUUCGCGGCAGCUCCUCGCGGAACAGGGUCCAGACUGCGAGUUCUCAGGCCAGCGGGGGUGAGCAGUCUUCACCUACGCUCGAGGCGGCCAACAAUAGAGCACGUGGGCAACGGCAGGCAUCAGCAGCAGCACCGAAUGCGGCAGCGAACACGAUAGCCACAAAUCUUGGGCCGAAAGGCCGGCGGCGGCCACCUGUCGUUCCUGACUUUCCUGAACAGGUGGCCAAGGAGGGCAGGAAAGCGGCGGCGGCGGCAGCAGCAGGACAGCAUGGAGAGCAAGAAGAAGAAGAAGACGACGACGCCGCCGCCAAACAUGUAUCCGACAGCGAAGCCGCCGCUCGGCUCGCAAAAAAUCGCAAGCGAUCGCGCGCCGAGACAGCCACGGCUGCUGCUGCUGCUGCAGUUGCGUCAUCGCCCUCGUCGCCCGUCAGACCAUCCCCAGAGCUCAACUCGGAACCGCCAGAUUCUGCGCGGCCCGCAAAGAGGCGGCGCGACGUUGGCAACGAGCUACGGGAGCACAAGAGAAAGAAGACUGGUAGCAGUCACAAGGACAGUCCGGCGAAACAGGCCCAGCCCAAGCCUGCGAGGACGAAGGCGAAGGCGAAGAAGCAAGAUCCCAACAAACCGCGUCGAAGGAGGAGGAGCAGCGGAGGAGGAGGAGCCAACGACGGGGACGACGACGACAACGCCGAUGAAGCGGAGGCCGGCAAUGAUGUCAUCCCCAUCACCGUGCAGCGCUACACACGCCCAUCGGCGGCGGCACUCCGACGGCGGCGCCGCGAAUCACAUCAGCAGCAGCAGCAGCACAUCGGUGGCUCUGGCGGCGGCGGCGGUUCUGAUGACGACGACGACGUGCUGAUGCUCGAGGGCGCGGAGAUCCCCUUUGCGGACCGCAGCGGCGUCAACGCCAUUGACGUGCUGACGCAGAUGUGCGAGGAGGUGAUUGACGCGACGCUGGAGAAGAUGCAGCAGCGCGCUGCCGCUGCCGCCGCUUCCACGGAGGACGGUGCCGGCGGCGUGUCGCAGACCAUGAGGAAGGAGAUCCGGACCAAGAUGCGCGCGCUGGAGGCGUUUCAGGAGGAGCUGAGGACGAGGUUGUUGGAGCACACCAUCGCCCUAGACGGCUUGCACUCGCUGCGCAAGCGGGUCCGCGCCGCGCAGAGGGAGAAGCUGAGCCUGCGGUCUGAGAUACUGCGGAUCCGGGCCGAGAGGCAGGAGGUUGCGCUCAAGAUGGACGCCGUACGGAUACGGCAUGAGCAGGAGAAUGCAGAGACACUGCACCAACUCGCUCUAUCCUCGACGAUGCAUGAUAUUGAGCUGGCAGUGGAGAAUGGCCGGUCUGCUGCUGCUGCCGGGGGCGGCGCGAACCGUGACAGCGACGGCAGCAGUAGUGCCAGGAUGGCGAACUUGGAGAUCAAUAUUGGUCGGAUGGCGGAGCAGGCCUGUGGAGGAGGAGGAGGAGGAGGGAACCUGCGCAAGAUCCGCGAGUUCAACGCCAUGCUGGAACGGGCUGCCGCCGUGUUGGAAGGGCGGUGAUCUUUCCGAUUUUGGAAGGGGGAAUUGGUGGAUUGCCAAUGGGGCAAGUUUUGUUUGAUGAUGAUUGUGAUGAAUGUUAUGAAGUCAUGACAGGCCGCCAAGAGGUUGGAUUAGAGUGGCCAACGAUAGAGGCUGUGGGAUUCGAAGCGCGGAUGCCCAUCUUCCUCGGAGCCGAUGAGGCUCCGGUACUUAGCUUGGCCGUCCCAUGUAAGCCCGGCACGCACCAAAUUGCCCAGGCCAAGACGCGGUGCACGCCCUUUUCGAAAUACACGUGAAUGCGCCUCUUG